This is a messenger RNA of Lontra canadensis (Northern American river otter), 802 nucleotides long. RefSeq names its product SLP adaptor and CSK interacting membrane protein (gene SCIMP). Gene Ontology annotation, cellular component: membrane; tetraspanin-enriched microdomain; immunological synapse. The record is from RefSeq and is a predicted model, not a curated record. The transcript is spliced from 5 exons. NCBI's taxonomy places the organism in Eukaryota, Metazoa, Chordata, Mammalia, Carnivora, Mustelidae. The coding region runs from base 106 to 543 and encodes 145 amino acids.
CACUGAUCUGGGGUGGGCGGGAGGCCUGUGGGCGAGGAAAGUCUCCUGCCAGCUGUGUCGGAGCUACCGCAGUCCGGCUCCCGCAGUCCCCUCAGCCGCACACAGAUGGACACCCUUGCAACCCAGGGCCCCACUGCGAUGGACUGGUGGAGGGACAAUUUCUGGAUCAUUCUAGCCGUGGCCAUCAUCCUCGUCUCCUCGGGCCUGGGCCUCAUCCUGUAUUGUGCCUGUCGGCAGCUGCUCAGGCAGGGCAAGAAGUGGGAGAUUGCCAAGCCCUGGGAAGACGAGCAAAGGGAUGAAGAGAAGAUGUACGGGAAUGUUCCUAACAAACCAUCGGUUCAGUUACCCCCUCUGCCGCCCAGGGGUUUGCUUUUUCCGGAACACAAAUUCCCACAGGACACCCCAAGUGAGCCACCAGCUACGUACUCGCGGGUCAACAAACUUAGAGACAAGAAGACCGCGUCCAUCCCGAGCUACAUUGAGCCCCUGGACGAUUACGAUGAUGUUGAAAUCCCAGCACAUAUGGAAAAGCAGCGUUUCUGAGACCCCCUGGCCCUUCUUUGCCGGCAAGUUGAAGAGGAUUCACACAGCUUUUUCAACCCACUGAGAACAGAUGAAUCCCAACAGAGAGCGGGGUCCCGAGAGCCCGGGGUCAUGUCGUGGAGCUCUAGAGGACAGAGCUUGUGGCUUAGAGCCAGAAGCACCAGCAUCCAGAGGAACAGGGGCCAAGCUCUGCCCUGGAGACUCCAAAGGCUCAGGCCUUGAACCUUGAACCUCCCCGGGAGGACCUCUGGGUCCAGUG